GAUGAGCUGUGAGGGAGGGCAGGCCAGCAUUAAAGCUUAAGCAAGUCAGUGGAAGCCACCGUGUAAAGUAAGUAACUAUCACCACCAUCAUAUCAUAUAUAAUCAAAGCGGCAAGAGCAGCCAUGGAAGAUCCAGACCCAAAUGUCACCAUAUAAUUAACACCGCAGCACAACCUGUAGCCAUGAGUACCCCCACCCCCACCCCUGCAGAUCAAUCUCAGUCUCUGAUGGGCAACGUCUGCCGGACAACCUCGUCCACCGACGUCGCCGAGGAGUACGAGGCUUCCUUCCAGGCCAGAGAAGACGAAAUCGAACGCCGCAAAAUCGCCAUGAGAGAAAAAGUCCAGUCUCAGCUCACCCGCGCCGAGGAAGAGACCCGACGCCUCGCCCAAGUUUGGGAGGAACUCGAAGUUCUCAGCGAUCCUAUGAGGAAGGAAGUCGCCACUGUUCGUAAGAGAAUCGAUUUAGCCAAUCGCGACCUCAAAUCUCUUGGACAGAUCUGCCAAAAGAAAGAGAAAGAGUACAAAGAAGCUAUGGAGGCUUUGCAAGAAAAGAACAACGAGAAAUCUCAGCUCACCAAUACACUUGUCGAGUUGGUGGGUCAGAGUGAGAAGCUGAGGAUGAAAAAGUUGGAAGAACUCAGCAAGUUUGUGAACUCAGACAUCUGAGUUAUUCAAAUUCAAUGAUCUUAUGUAUGUUCUGUGUGAUCUCUUUGAUUUUUUAUUUUUUUCGCUGUUCGAUUUCGAUUUUAACCAUCUGUUUGUUGCCAUGUUAAUUUUUUGGAGUUGAUUGACAAUGGUAGAGCGAGUGCAGCCAUUACUGGUUAGGAUUACUGACAAUUUACAAUGUAAUGAAGUUCGAAUAUCGAUUUGUGGAUUAAUUGGUUUGGAUUGAUUCUUAGUACUCGAAAAAUAUGUUCUUUUCUUCAUUUAUUGAGAACAAAUGCUUGUAGAUGUUAUGCAA
Molecule: messenger RNA, 962 nt
Organism: Andrographis paniculata
Lineage: Eukaryota; Viridiplantae; Streptophyta; Magnoliopsida; Lamiales; Acanthaceae
Exons: 4
Coding region: 182-667 (161 amino acids)
Source: RefSeq, a predicted model, not a curated record